GUACAACUCUCAUGCGCGUCAUUCUGGACGUACAUCACAUGAUUCGGUGUGGUCCAGAACCAGUGGUCGGUGAAUUUCUCUUGCGGUUUCGUGUCAGCAUGGAUAAAUUCAAGGACAGGCUGACGGAUAUCGGUAUAUAUCCUGAGAUUCUGGACACAGCCGUAGCAAACUUCCUGUCAGAAAUCAUUGAAAGAAUGGGGGCACCUGCUCCCGUUUUGUGUCACAAAGACCCUCGGACAUUUUUCUACCUUGCUUAUUUGGGAGAACUUUUUCCCAGAGCAAAAUUCAUCAAUAUGUUACGGGAUGGAAGAGCAGCUAUUCUUUCAUCGAUAGAACGAAAAUUGAGCAACGGAACAGAGUUGACUUUGUUAAAGAAGUGGGAAAUAUGGGUUCGCCAAAUGCAAUAUGAUUGUCAAAAUUUGGGACCGCAGAGAUGUAUGACGGUCCGUUAUGAGUUGCUUGUGCUAUAUCCGGAGAAAAUGCUGAGAAAGAUCAUGGAAUUUCUCGAAUUACCAUGGGAUCCGAAGGUUCUGGAACACGAGAAAUGGGUGGAGGAAGAAACAAACCUUACUGUAUUCGACAAAAGCACUGAACAAAUAAAAAUGAAAAUUCAUACUGAAUCACUUGGGUUGUGGGCCGAAGGUGAUUCUAUUCUCUCGGACAACUUUGUGGAAACAGCUCACAUGAAUUUUUCUCUGCUUCAAGAACUCGGUUACGAUCAUGUCGGCCUUCCUCCAAACUACCAUGCACUGUCCUGGGAACAACCAAUUGUUAGAUGGACGGACGAACACCAGGCAAGCCAACCCAUGCAAAAAUUCAUGCAAAUGCCAU
Opisthorchis viverrini is the source of this 831-nucleotide messenger RNA. RefSeq lists its product as hypothetical. Gene Ontology annotation, biological process: peptidyl-tyrosine sulfation. NCBI's taxonomy places the organism in Eukaryota, Metazoa, Platyhelminthes, Trematoda, Opisthorchiida, Opisthorchiidae. The record is from RefSeq and is a predicted model, not a curated record. Gene Ontology annotation, cellular component: Golgi apparatus. The transcript has 4 exons. Gene Ontology annotation, molecular function: protein-tyrosine sulfotransferase activity. The annotation marks the transcript as partial.